Molecule: messenger RNA, 2282 nt
Organism: Hevea brasiliensis (rubber tree)
Lineage: Eukaryota; Viridiplantae; Streptophyta; Magnoliopsida; Malpighiales; Euphorbiaceae
Exons: 11
Coding region: 187-1830 (547 amino acids)
Molecular function (GO): protein binding
Source: RefSeq, a predicted model, not a curated record
CUCCAUUGAAGACCCAGAAAACAGCACAAAGCAUAGCAAAACAGCACAGCAAAAACACACCUUUCUCUUCCUAAAAGAUAAGACCACCACAAAAUAGAAAAUUAAACCAAAACAGACUGCAAAUUAAAAUACGAAACCCUAGUGUCAUGAUCAGAUGCUCUCGGGUAUAUAAUAAUAGGCGGAGCCAUGAUCAGUACCACCAACGGCAUGAUUUCGACGUCAUCGGCAUCGGGGAACACGCAGUCACCGGGCCUAAAAACCUAUUUCAAAACGCCGGAGGGGCGUUAUAAGCUCCACUACGAGAAGACACACCCUUCUGGUCUGCUUCAUUUUGCCCAUGGCAAAACCGUUACUCAGGUAACUCUCGCUAAUCUCAAGGACAGGCCAGCCCCAUCAACCCCUACAGCCCCAUCGUCAAGCUUCAGUGCUAGCAGUGGGGUACGAUCCGCUGCAGCCAGGUUGUUGGGGGCUAGUAACGGAAGCCGUGCACUAAGUUUUGUUGGAGGGAAUGGUGGGAGUAAAAGUGUUAGUGGCAGUAGUAGGAUUGGGUCAUUGGGUUCUUCAAGUUCAAGUAAUUCACUGAUCAAUCCUAAUUUUGAUGGAAAAGGGACUUACUUGGUCUUCAAUGUGGGGGACGUGAUCUUUAUAAGUGAUUUAAACUCUCAAGAUAAGGAUCCCAUAAAAUCAAUACAUUUUAGUAAUUCAAACCCCGUUUGCCAUGCCUUUGAUCAAGAUGCUAAGGAUGGACAUGAUUUGCUUAUUGGGUUGAGUUCUGGUGAUGUCUACUCAGUGUCACUGAGACAGCAAUUACAGGAUGUUGGAAAGAAGCUUGUUGGGGCCCAUCAUUAUAACAAAGAUGGUUCUGUGAAUAACAGCCGUUGUAUGAGUAUUGCAUGGGUGCCUGGAGGUGAUGGUGCUUUUGUUGUUGCUCAUGCUGAUGGGAAUGUGUACGUUUAUGAGAAGAGCAAGGAUGGUGCUGCUGAUUCUUCAUUCCCCAUUAUCAAAGAUCUAUCCCAAUUUUCUGUUGCACAUGCGCGUUAUAGUAAGAGUAACCCUAUUGCCAGAUGGCAUAUUUGCCAAGGUUCAAUUAAUAGCAUCACUUUCUCAACAGAUGGGGCCUACUUAGCAACUGUUGGAAGAGACGGUUAUUUACGAGUUUUUGACUAUUCCAGGGAACAACUUGUAUGUGGUGGGAAAAGUUAUUACGGUGCUCUACUAUGUUGUGCUUGGAGCAUGGAUGGCAAAUACAUUUUGACUGGAGGUGAAGAUGAUUUAGUUCAAGUUUGGAGUAUGGAAGAUCGGAAGGUAGUCGCGUGGGGUGAGGGGCACAACUCAUGGGUGAGUGGAGUGGCUUUUGAUUCGUAUUGGUCAUCCCCAACUUCAGAUGGUGCAGGAGAGACUGUAAUGUAUCGGUUUGGAUCUGUUGGUCAGGACACGCAGUUGCUGUUGUGGGACUUAGAAAUGGAUGAGAUUGUUGUGCCAUUACGUCGGUGCCCUCCUGGUGGGUCUCCCACUUUCAGUACAGGAAGUCAGUCUUCACACUGGGACAGUGCUGUUCCAGUUGGUACCCUGCAACCUGCUCCAAGCAUGCGAGAUGUACCAAAGCUUUCCCCACUAGUUGCUCAUCGUGUUCACACUGAACCACUUUCUGGUUUGAUAUUUACUCAUGAAUCUGUUCUUACCGUUUGUCGGGAGGGCCACAUAAAAAUCUGGAUGAGGCCUGGGGCUGCAGAAAGCCAGUCGGGCAAUUCUGAGACCAUUUUAAGUAGCAGUUUGAAGGACAAGCCUUCAUUAUCAAGCAAGGUUGGCAGUUCUAGUUAUAAGCAAUGACCAAAUUGUCAUCAGAUGCUAGGCAAAACCAGUCUCUUUUCUUUGUGGAUUUGUUUUAAUUUGCUAGUAUGGCCAUUCUGUUUUCAGCCAGUUGGUCUUGUCACAAUUGACACUGAGGAAAAAGUAAUCUGAUUUCAGUGAAGAUCAAUCAAAUGGUUCCAUUGUAUAUUUAGGGAUAAAAAUGCUAUUGAUGGCAUUAAGAGCUGGGAGGGAGAGGACCUUCUUUGUAAGUGCAAAAAUGGCUGUUGCAAGGGUACGUCUAUAUUUUUUAUUACUGACAGGAAUAAUUGGAAGUUACUCCUUUGAGAUUUGUGUUUCUUAGGGGUGAGUUUUCAAUUAGUUCUCUUGAUAAUGUAAUGCCACAAUUGCCAUAUAAAUUUUGUUGGACAUUAUCAACUGCCCUGCUGUAGCACUAUCAGCUUCAUUUAAUGACUAGAAGGGACUUUUAUGUC